AUGCAGUACGUGUACGACCUGCUCCUACCGCCGGAUGUAACGCUAGCGCCGUCCGACGGGGAGGCAGAGUCGUUCGAGCUGCUGGACCGCGCGACCGUCCUCGACCGAAUGCUCGAAGGCACAUUCAAGCCCAACUGCACGCUUGUCCUCAUGGACUUUUUCAUUCGGCAUGGAUGGCUCACGGCGGACAACGAAAGCGACUACACAACCUUAGUCUCGCUGCUGCACACGCCGCUGCGUAUUCCUGUACCCAGCUGA
Malassezia sympodialis ATCC 42132 is the source of this 258-nucleotide messenger RNA. RefSeq names its product NUDIX hydrolase. Gene Ontology annotation, molecular function: 8-oxo-dGDP phosphatase activity. Lineage: Eukaryota; Fungi; Basidiomycota; Malasseziomycetes; Malasseziales; Malasseziaceae. The record is from RefSeq and is a predicted model, not a curated record.